This is a messenger RNA of Phoenix dactylifera (date palm), 2379 nucleotides long. Its product is annotated as B3 domain-containing protein Os03g0120900-like. The record is from RefSeq and is a predicted model, not a curated record. Gene Ontology annotation, molecular function: DNA-binding transcription factor activity; DNA binding. NCBI's taxonomy places the organism in Eukaryota, Viridiplantae, Streptophyta, Magnoliopsida, Arecales, Arecaceae.
CUCCCUCCCCCCUAGCGGCCUGUGCUUCUCCCCAUCCUCCCAUUUGGCUUGUUGGAAGCUAAAAUACCCUCCCCGCCCUUCGGGGAACCUUCGAGGCAAUCGGUUGGCAGCGCCAGGAAACCACCCACGUCCGAUCUAUUCCCCCAAGGGAUCAGCAGUAACCCGCCGAAUCUACUGCCCUCCCUGAUUUCCAGUCAAAGCUGAAGGCACCGACCGAUCCUUUCUCCCUUGGCCUCCCAUCAGAUCUCUCGCUCUCAAGACAAAUCAUCAACAGGAAUAGAGAAGGAAGAAAAGUAUAGAAAGAAAAGAAAAGAAAGUGAAAGAUCUAUCAUACCACAGGUGAGUAAUAGUAGUAGCAGAAGCAGCACUAGUUUUUAUUUUUGGUUCCUCAGCAGCUCUUUCAGACCUCAAAGUCAAGAUGGAUUUCACACAUGGAAGAAGAGAUAGGUUUUACGGUGAGGAUGAUGAUUCCAAGCACCCACCUCUUGUUCCUUCUUCUUCUUCUUCUUCCUCCCCUUCCUCUUCCUCCACCGUGCUCCGAUGGUCCGGUGGAGCGUCGGGGAGCGGAGGGGGGAGCAGCAGCGAUGCUCCUUAUGUAGAGAAGGAGCACAUGUUUGACAAGGUGGUGACGCCGAGCGAUGUCGGCAAGCUCAACCGGCUGGUGAUCCCAAAGCAGCACGCCGAGAAGUACUUCCCGCUCGACAUGUCGGCCAACGGGAAGGGGAUGCUGUUGAGCUUCGAGGACCGGACGGGGAAGCCGUGGCGGUUCCGCUACUCCUACUGGAACAGCAGCCAGAGCUACGUGAUGACCAAGGGUUGGAGCCGCUUUGUCAAGGAGAAGAGGCUUGAUGCUGGGGAUACUGUCUCCUUCGGUCGAGGUGUCGGUGAAGCCGGCCGCGACCGCCUCUUUAUCGACUGGAGGCGGCGGCCUGAGGCUCAUGAUCCGCUGCGACAGCUGCCGCGCCUUCCCCUCCCCCUCCCGGGAGUGUCGCUGACCCGAUCGGUGAGCCCGUGGGGCGGCCGGCUCUUCGUCCCCCCAGCAGCAGCAGUGUACGACCACGGCCAUCAGGGGUACGGGUACAACGCUGCAUGCCCCAGCAGCGGGCAGCUUCUUUUCUUUAGGUCGGCAGCGGCAGGGCCGCCACAGAUUGGGGUGCAACCAGGCGGCGGAGGCAGCAGCGGGGAUGAAGUGGUGGCCGGCGUGCCAAUGGUUCUGGAUUCGGUGCCGCUCGUCCACAGUCAGGCAACAGCAAAGCGGGUCAGGCUAUUCGGGGUGGACCUCGACUGUCCUGAACCGGACGGCAGUGCCGUCGACGACAACGGUCUGCGUCUCAGCAUGCGCCGGAUGCAACCCCGUUCAACAGCCCCAGUUCCCCAGUGGUCCCAAGGUGGUGCCGAAUCUUCGAUGGCCUCCUCGCCCUCGCCGGGCAAGGAGAAGCAGUCACCGCUGGAUCUUGACAUGUGAAGGCUUCAAAGGAGGAAAAUGGGGAGGGAGGAAAUCAUCAUACCCCUCAUGAUCUCUAUACCUGGAAGUGGGAUGGACAUUGAACUGAAUGAGAGGAAGGUUCAAAGAUUCUUUCUUUUUAGCGCUUGGCUUGUUGGAGCAUGAGGAAUAAUUGGGAUACUUGGCAUGAGUGGGGUUGGGAAGAAAGGAAGGAAGCAUCCACAUUAAAUUUUCUUUUCCUUUUCCUUUUCCUUUUCCUUCUUUUAGAUUUCCUACUCCAACUGUAAAUAUAUUAUACGUAUAGAUCCCCCUUAUGCCCUACAUAGGAUAAACAUCUUCCAUCUGUGUAACCUACAUUAGUUUGGGGAUUUGCCCUUGUUCCGUCGCCUGCGUUGGUAUAAGCUCUCAAGCUUCGAUAUUUUUGCCUUCAGAUUACUCAUUGUUGUGCUGCUAGGUUGUUUCAGUCACAUCCUCCUCACAUAGCUCCAAAUCACUGGGCACGCCUUAAAGAGGACAGACAGUUAUGGAGCAAAAGAGAGUUCAAUUCUGAUUGCAUAGAUCUUAUGAAUUUAAUAAGAUGGCAAAGCUCUGGGCAGAUUUUAAUUCUGAAGAUAUAGAACUUAUAUAUCAAUGUGACAAGAUUUUCACGGCAAGGUUCUUGGCGGAGUUCAGUUCUGCAGAAAAGGUGGAAGUGGGUGGAGAAGCCUAGGCGACAAGCAAUCAGUAAAAGUACAGAUGGCGCACACAAUCCUUGUAUAUGUGAAUACAUCUAAUAGAAUCAGAAAACUGAGUCAGGAUAUAAGAGAUAUCAAUUGAAGCCAUGCCGCCAAAAUGAUCUGCAAUGAAGGAAGCCACCUAUUUUCUGGACACUUUCGAAACACUACUUUUUUAUUCUAUAUUCUCAUUUCCACAACUUUGCUUGAAACAAAUUGUUC